Ornithodoros turicata is the source of this 2830-nucleotide messenger RNA. RefSeq lists its product as uncharacterized. The transcript is spliced from 7 exons. The record is from RefSeq and is a predicted model, not a curated record. Bases 1709 to 2179 code for a protein of 156 amino acids. Lineage: Eukaryota; Metazoa; Arthropoda; Arachnida; Ixodida; Argasidae.
AUCUCUAUAUAAAUUGGGAAGCAUGUACAACAACAAUAAUAAAUGAUAGAGAAGUCAUGAUGACAUGGGAUGUUUACCCCUGGAAACCAAAGGACCCUACCCUCCUUCACAGAGGUUGAUAUGAGAGGAAACACAAAGUUCAUACAAAAGUUCCACAUAGCUAUGAUAAUCUAUACUAUUUUGUGAAGUAAAAUAAAUGUGGAAAUCAUCGUGUAUCGAAUACAUAAUGCUGAAUUCGAGAAGCCGUAAUGGGUAACAUGCGUCGGACAGCGGCACACAGGCAACGUCGUAAAUAAUAUUUCGUGACGCGUUUUGAAGUGCUGCCUGUUUCAACGGAACAUUUAACGGAAUGUUUAUCCUGUUCUCAGUCUGACGGGCUGCGUACAUAUAAUCGCUCAUAAUACAUUUUUUGAAGUUAGAACUUCCAAAAAGCUCGAAUAAUUUGCCCUACUUGCAAAUAGUUCUGCCGUCGGGCACAUACCUCCCCAUCCCCGUCUUUGGUGUUCCCGCCAUUCCCGCUCCAUCCCUUGCUCACUCUUUCCCUCCUCACGUGACAUAUGACGCACGCUAUGAGCCUGUGUGACUCGAACUACAGCCGAAAAGAGUCUCCCUGCGAAGUGCCAUGUCGCGGAAGAAGCUCCCUGGCGAAAUACGUUCAUACUUUCGGGAAUAUCUAGGCAGCGCAGGAACGACAUGUAAACAAACUCACAUGACCUCAAAAUGACGUUACCUAUGACGUGUGGCCGGAACAAGAUGGGUGUUUUAUGAAAAGCUCCCGCUUGAGGGUGGUUACAACGAUGUCGGGUUUAUGUCACACCUGUGCUCUUCUGGACCUGUUGGGCUUUGGGUUCUUUCCACUCCGCGGUUUUCCUGCAUGCUUUCCUGGUUUAUGGUUCUCUUUUUCCAGGACUUCUACUCUGUUCAUUAGGGAUUUGAUUAGUUCUAAUUUCGUCUCAUUUUCCGUAGUGAUCUCAAUCACACAAUUUUACAGGUCUACGAUAUUUUUUUGUCCUGUUGAGCAUUCUGCCCCUCUGAGGUUGUCGUUCCUGCUCUCUAUAUAGUGUGGUGAGCCUGUCCAUCAUUGAUCUUCAUAACGAACCCUGAGACUGGGGAAAAACACACUAAACAGAAGUUUGAGACUCCUGUUUGGUCUGUUUUCCCCAGUCUCAGGGUUCGUUAUGAAGAUCAAUUAUCACCAGCUCGACUGCUUUCUCGCCGCUCUUUACGGUCCACUAUUGUUUGCUUGUCGACGAUUAGUUUCUGUACCCUACUUUCUAGGGUCUUAUUAUUGUUUUCCUUGAACUUCCGGUUCAAAGCGUGUUGGUUUUCUAUUUGCUUCUCCAACUUUUAGAAUGUUUCGCAUAUAUUACACUCGAAGCGGGCGUUGAAGGCGCGCGUUUCGUCAACGUUUCGUCAACUCCGUUUGGUCAACCUACAUGCAACUCCUACAUUUAUCGCACUGUAUCAUUUCCUCUGCUUCCGGUGUCUUCUCCAUACCAGCUUGUGAAAAGAAGAAGAAAAAAGAACGGGCACUUCCAGUGACCGUUUUGAAAAGCGCGCCGCACCAGGCCACAACCGCUACAGGCGCUAAUAGAUGGCGCAACACUAGCCCCGCCAUCUCGCCAUUGCUUGCCUUCUUCUGCGAGUGCCUUUGCGUAUGUGAGUGCUUCCGAGUUUUUUUCGUCGUUGUGCUGCAGUUUUGUGCAAAAUGUGGAAAAGCAGAGGGAAGACUUGUUCCGUGUUUGCGUGUAGAAACUGUGACAGGGAUCUUAUUCUCUGGGACGAAGCAGUUUGUCAAAUCCACGAGCCGUCGCUACACAAAGACUGCCCGUGUUUGAGGCCUUUUGCAAUGCACGGGUUCCCACAAGGAGAGAAAAACAAGCUUGUCCGACAACGAUGGGUAUCGAAUCUUCACAGGAAAGAUUUCAGACCGGGAAAAUCAGCGAGGGUGUGCUCAAUCCAUUUUGUUGAUGGUCGUCCAACAAAAGACAACCCAUACCCAACGCUGCACCUUCAGACACUGGCCCAAUCAUUACACAAGUACUCCACAAUCACUGCAGAGCACCUGUACGCUCGGACACAUCCAGAGGAGAUGAAAUCUUCCUAUGUCCAAGCAGAUAUUCCUGCAGAAUGCCACAGCAUCGGAGUGCAAACUGAUCCAUCAGACUUUCCUGCGUGAAGUGAUGCAAGUGCCUGGACUGCAAGUGAAAGGAUCAAGUGCUACGUGCACGAACUGCAAAGAUCUUGAAGAUCGCCAUGGACCCAAGGUUGCUGCGUGACAUGCUGCAGCUGUCAUCAGUGGGCCAAAUAUCCUCCCUAGAGCCAUACCACACUAAUUGCAAGUCUUGCCUUGGAGCCAACAGCUUACACACCUCGCAGCAUGGUACUUCGAUGAAAAUGUGUGAUGUGAGCAAGCUUGCAAGAUAGAUGGACAGUUGUUCCGGCAAAAGCAACCCAAAGGAACAAGAAAGGAGCACUAGCAAAAACGAAUGCUACAUGUGACAGCCCUUUUGGAGAUGGUUGGUGAUGGAAUGAAGCUCACAUCUCAACUUGCACAAUGCUCUACUACAGAGUACAGGAAGGCCAUUCCAGGGUGAUCUGGCAGAAUGGGCUGUGGAAAGGAGUGCUCGGAAUGUACUGCUAUCCCCACUGUCACCUCUCGCCAGUUUCUUCGCCAGUGCACAACAGAGACUCUUCAUUCAGAUCAGUUUCCUCGGAACUCUUUGGUGGACUAGCAUUCGUGAAGGCAUCCAGCUUCUGCUCCAUGUUGUUGGCACACUUCUGUAAGAGAGUAAAGUAUGAGCAUACAGGGUGCUUCUCAUGGAAAGCA